Triticum turgidum subsp. durum (durum wheat) is the source of this 1242-nucleotide messenger RNA. The record is from the annotation of a GenBank genome assembly. NCBI's taxonomy places the organism in Eukaryota, Viridiplantae, Streptophyta, Magnoliopsida, Poales, Poaceae.
AUGGAGAUUGCCUACCCCUACGGCGGGGAGUUCACGAGGAAGCACGGCUUCGUGACAGGCCGGCCGUUUGACGCCAAGACCGGCAUCAUGUCCGGCCAGAAGCGCGCGAGGGAGAUGGAGAUCCUUCGGCAGCGCUUCCAAUCCGAGCUCGUCGCCGUCCGUCGCCUCCUCCAUAAGGCGGCCGCCGUGCUAGUUCCCGCCUCGUCCCCGUUGGCUCCCCGCGUCAACGAGAGUUGUCCAGGGUUCUUGGCCGAGGAGCCGCCGGCCAAGAAGAGGAAGGCGUCCCCUCCCGUUCCUGUGAUCAAUCGCAAGAAGGCGCCAACGAAGAAGAAGAUGACGGCCUCUGAGAGGGAGAUGCUCGCGGAAGACCUGGAGCUGUUCGUUGCGGAAAUCCCCGAUCACAUCGUCCAGCUCUUGAAGAAGCAGAGCUGCGCCACCCGCCCCGGCGAAAUCGAGAUCGACCUCCACGCGUUGGACGCCGCCGCCGUCGUCGAGUUGCAAGGGCAGGUUGACAAGUUCGCUCGUGAUCGUCAGAGGAGGUCGAAUCCGUCGCCGCAAGAACGGCACCAAGACGGCCCUAGGGUGAUGGCCCAAGAGGAGGAGGAUGACGAAGAAGUUGACAUCUGUGGUGGCGUCUCCCCCUUAGCAAUCGUGCCGCAACCUCUGCUGCAAGAACGGCACCAAGACGGCCCUAAGGCCAUGGCCGAAGAGGAGGAGGAGGAAGAUGUUGACAUCUGCGGUGGCGUCUCCCCGUUACCGAUCGUGCCGGCACCUCUGCUGCUCGUCGAAGAUGAAACAGCCAGUGGCUGUGGCAGCCCAAGCUCCAGAAGCAGCAGUUCGGAUACUGAUUCCAGCGACAGCGAUUCAGAUACUGAUUCCGGCAGCAGCGACUCGGGUUCAGAGCACUCCGGCGGCAGUGACUCAGAUUCUGAUUCAGACGAGAUCGUCGACAGUGAGCAGCUCGCCCGUGCUCUGGAGAGGCAGCGAAAGGAGGUCACGUCCCGGGCGAGGGAGAAGGCCCGUCAGGAGGUGCUCCAGAUGGAGAAGACGGCAAUGCCCGAUGAUACCCUACACCCAGAGGAUCUGAAGAGGCUCGGCAUUGAUGAGUACAACACGGCGAGGCCCAACAACUUGUUGCGGCAGAUUGGACUCUACCUCAAGCUUGACGACCACGACUGGAAGCAGCAGCAGCACUGUCAAAGCUUCGAAGAAGACCUAGAGGAAGGGGAGAUUCCAUCGUGA